GGCAUCUGGCAUUUACAUUUCCCCCCCUUUUGACUUUUGCUGCCUUUAAUUUCAUCUUCUAUCUUCUUCGCCGCUCCCCCACCCAAACCCUUAUGGGGUUAGAAAGCUGAUUCUUUUGUAGAUUAACCCAUUUACGGCAUUUAGGUUUCUUGAAUCUGGGAAUUGAAUGCCAUUUAGCAGAAUGAAAGGGAACAAAAUGGCAAAACGGUCGUCUUUUGGAAGCAUUGUGAGGAAGAGGCUCUCAGACGUCACAAACUCUCUGCCGCAACCCAAAUCCCCUAUCCAUCUCCAAAAUGAUGCUUCUUCGGCUAAGGACUACAUCGAUUAUCUUGUAAAGGAAAACAUGGCAUUGGUGAAACUCAUUCAAGACAAAAAAAAGAUAAUAGAAUUGAGCGCAAAUGAACUUAAGAAACUGAGGGUUAAUCUUCAGAAAAUGCAGCUGCAGAACUGGCAUCUUGCUCAAUCAAACAGUCAUAUGCUGGCGGAGCUCAACUUGAAUAAAGAAAAGUUAAAGUCUCUUCAACAUGAGAUUGCUUGCAAGGAAGCUCUUUCCAAAGCAAAGAGUCUGGAAGUAAAGGAACAAGAAAGUAUCAGUGGUACUAUGAAUGAGGGGAAGGAUGGGGAAGCUGCAGAAGGGAAUUCCCUACCAAAUGCAGAGAGCAAACCGAGUAAAAGCAACAGGCCGCUUCGUGCCAGAAGAUGUCGAUCUAUGAGCCAUUCAACUGCCUCACCAGAAGCUGCAAAAGAAAAAGCUGCUGAAAAACGGCGCCGUUUAAGGAGGCAGUCAGCUAGUUAUAGAAUGCAGCAGGAGCAGCAGGAACCAGUUGAGGACUUGUUUGAGUUGGAAGAUAUUACAAAGCAAAUCGUCGAUGAUCCAAAUGCUCCUUUGCAUUCUUGUUCUGCCAAUGCAGAAAAGGAUGGUUCUGGAGUUGUAGGUCAAGCAUCAAACAGAACUUCUAUUGGAAGGCCAUUGAGGAAAGCAGCUGAGAAGGUUCAGUCCUACAAAGAAAUUCCCAUUAAUAUCAAAAUGAGAAGAGCAGAUUAAGAUCUUCUCUGUUUUAGCAUACUGGUUUGUGUUAGUAGUUUUUAGUGCAUGCUGCUUUCUGCUGUAUAAUCUUCUUCCUCCUCUUUGUAGAAUCACAUUCUUGUGAACUCUCAGAAGAACAGCUAUUUUUUAUUUUUUUUUUUUGUGAAAGAAGAGAUGUUUUUGUUUUCA
This is a messenger RNA of Ipomoea triloba (trilobed morning glory), 1216 nucleotides long. Its product is annotated as SHUGOSHIN 1-like. The transcript has 9 exons. Gene Ontology annotation, biological process: maintenance of meiotic sister chromatid cohesion; meiotic sister chromatid segregation. The coding region runs from base 167 to 1045 and encodes 292 amino acids. The record is from RefSeq and is a predicted model, not a curated record. Gene Ontology annotation, cellular component: nucleus; chromosome, centromeric region. Lineage: Eukaryota; Viridiplantae; Streptophyta; Magnoliopsida; Solanales; Convolvulaceae.